Molecule: messenger RNA, 327 nt
Organism: Lactuca virosa
Lineage: Eukaryota; Viridiplantae; Streptophyta; Magnoliopsida; Asterales; Asteraceae
Source: the annotation of a GenBank genome assembly
AUGAGAAAAGGACUAAAGGAACUCGACGAGUUAUAUAGUCAACUCGACGAGUUGGAUGAGGGUUUCCAGCUUUCUGGAUUCUGCAUGAACUCGGCGAAUGUCUACUCCUGGGAAACCUUCUGCUUCGUCCUCAAACCAAACUUCUCUUUGCUCAAUAUCUGCUCCAAAGUCGUUAUGGAUGGCUCAAACUAUAACGAUUGGAUGCGCAACAGCAAGAUGGCUCUUCGUUUCGAGAACAAAGAAUACGUUCUUGAAAAGGAGCUCAAGAGCUUGAUGAGAAUGAAGCUACUCCUGAAGAUCUUGCUGCUACAAGAAACAUUACGAUGA